This is a messenger RNA of Dothidotthia symphoricarpi CBS 119687, 2950 nucleotides long. RefSeq lists its product as uncharacterized. The transcript has 2 exons. The record is from RefSeq and is a predicted model, not a curated record. Gene Ontology annotation, cellular component: MutSalpha complex; nucleus. Gene Ontology annotation, biological process: mitotic recombination; mismatch repair. The coding region runs from base 414 to 2882 and encodes 822 amino acids. Lineage: Eukaryota; Fungi; Ascomycota; Dothideomycetes; Pleosporales; Dothidotthiaceae. Gene Ontology annotation, molecular function: ATP binding; mismatched DNA binding; ATP-dependent DNA damage sensor activity.
GCGUCCAUCAACUUUCCACUCCCCACCGACUUCCCUCCCUUAUUCUUUUCGAUCUUGCGAAACAUCACAACCCGUAACACACUACAACAACCAAUUGUACAAACAUGACGUCCAGACCGGAAAUGCGGGAGGAGGACGAAGGGGGUUUCUGCAAGUUCUUCCGAGGCCUGCCAGACAAGAACGAGGACACAAUGCGGAUAUUCGACCGAGGCGACUACUACAGCGCUCACGGAGACGAUGCAAAGUUCAUUGCGACCACAGUGUACAAGACAACAGCAGUCAUACGGCAGCUGGGACGGGAGCCAUGUCUUGAAUCCGUGACGAUGACAACGAUGGUGUUCCGGAAUUUCCUGCGAGACGCGCUGUUUCGAUUGAGCAAGCGGGUGGAAAUAUGGCAGUCGACGGGGAAGCGGAUGGACUGGAAGGUGGUCAAACAGGCUUCACCGGGCAAUCUGCAAGACCUGGAAGACGAGCUCGGCGGACAAAUCGAGAAUGCGCCUAUUAUCCUCGCUGUAAAGGUCUCGGCCAAGGCGUCCGAGGCACGGAAUGUGGGCGUUUGCUUCGCUGAUGCGAGCGUGCGGGAACUCGGCGUCACGGAAUUCCUCGACAACGAUCUCUACUCGAACUUCGAAUCCCUGCUUAUUCAGCUCGGCGUAAAGGAGUGCCUCAUACAAGUGGAUGCGACAAAGAAGGACGUCGAGCUCGGCAAGUUGCGGACGAUUGCAGACAACUGCGGCUGCGCGGUAGCAGAGCGAGGAGCAGCAGACUUUGGUAUCAAGGACAUUGAGCAGGAUCUCCCACGAUUACUAAAAGAAGAGCGCGCGGCUGGCACAUUGCCUCUGACAGAUCAGAAAUUGGCGAUGGGCGCGGCUGCUUGCUUGAUCAAGUACUUGGGCGUCAUGACCGACUCUUCGAAUUUUGGCCAGUACCAGCUAUACCAACACGACUUGUCGCAGUACAUGAAGCUCGAUGCGGCAGCGUUGAAAGCACUCAACCUCAUGCCUGGCCCAAGAGACGGAGCAAAGUCAAUGAGCUUGUAUGGAUUGCUCAACCACUGCAAAACACCCACGGGAAGCCGACUGCUCGCCCAGUGGCUGAAGCAGCCGCUGAUGAACGCAGCUGAGAUCGAACGGCGGCAGCAACUAGUUGAGGCGUUCGUCAACGACACUGAGUUGAGGCAGACGAUGCAGGAGGAGCACCUGCGCUCCAUCCCCGAUCUGUAUCGACUGGCGAAGAAGUUCCAACGCAAAGCUGCAAACCUGGAGGACGUUGUUCGGACAUACCAAGUCAUCAUCCGACUCCCCGGAUUCCUGAGCGCUCUUGAGUCGGUCAUGGACGAGCAGUACAAAGAUCCGCUGGACGCUGAGUAUACAACCAAGCUACGCCAGUACUCAAACGCAUUCGCGGGACUGCAGGAUAUGGUCGAAACUACAGUUGAUCUCGAUGCCCUUGACAACCACGAGUUCAUCAUCAAGCCCGAGUUCGACGAGGCCCUGCGCAUCAUUCGCAAACGUCUCGACAAGCUGAAGUCAGGCAUGGAGUCUGAACAUCGCAAAGUUUCGGAUGACCUCAACCAAGAACAGGACAAGAAGCUGUUUCUUGAGAACCACAAAGUGCAUGGCUGGUGUUUCAGAUUGACACGCAACGAAGCAGGCUGCAUUCGACAGAAGAAGCAGUACCAGGAAAUCUCGACACAGAAGAACGGCGUAUACUUCACGACAUCAUCCCUGCAAGGCAUGCGGAGAGAGUUCGACCAGUACUCCGAGAACUACAACCGCACUCAAUCAGGGCUAGUCAAUGAGGUCGUGACCGUUGCGUCUUCAUACGUCCCCGUUGUCGAGAAGCUCGCCGCCGUUCUCGCCCACCUCGAUGUCAUCGUUGCAUUCGCACACGUAUCUGUCCACGCACCAACAUCCUACACCCGGCCCACGAUGCACCCUCGUGGCACCGGCAACACCGUCCUCGUGGAAGCGCGACACCCGUGCAUGGAGAUGCAAGACGACAUAUCCUUCAUCACCAACGACGUCAGCCUGGUCCGCAACGAAAGCGAAUUCCUCAUCAUCACCGGCCCCAACAUGGGCGGCAAGUCGACCUACAUCCGCCAAAUCGGCGUCAUCGCCCUGAUGGCACAAAUCGGCUGCUUCGUCCCCUGCGCCUCCGCCGAGCUCACAAUCUUCGACUGCAUCCUCGCGCGUGUCGGCGCAAGCGACAGCCAAAUCAAAGGCGUAUCCACCUUCAUGGCCGAAAUGCUAGAAACAGCAAACAUCCUCAAAUCCGCAACAAAAGAAUCCCUCAUCAUCAUCGACGAACUCGGUCGCGGAACAAGCACAUACGAUGGUUUCGGCCUCGCCUGGGCUAUCUCGGAGUACAUCGUCAAGGAAAUCGGCGCCUUUGCCCUGUUCGCAACGCACUUCCACGAGCUCACCGCGCUGGUCGACACCUACCCGCAGGUCCAGAAUCUGCACGUCGUAGCCCAUAUUUCCGACUCGGAUGCCCGCUCCGGCGACGACGCGGCGCAGGCGCAGGCAAAGCGCGAAGUCACGCUCCUGUACAAAGUCGAGCCCGGCUUCUCGGACCAGUCCUUCGGCAUCCACGUCGCGGAGCUGGUGCGCUUCCCGCAGAAAGUCAUCAACAUGGCGAAACGGAAAGCGGAUGAGUUGGAGGAUUUCGCGGGGAAACACGAGGAGGGGUUUGUGCAUGCGAGUCAGGAUGAGGUCGAGGAGGGGAGCAGGCUGCUCAAGGAGAUGCUGGCGAAGUGGAAGGAGGAGGUGCAGAGUAAGGGGUUGACGAAGAAACAGCAGGUGGAGCGCAUGAAGGAGAUGGUUGGCGAGAAUCAGGCGUUGAAGGAGAAUGGCUUUUUCAAGGGGAUACAGGCGUUGUGAGUAGAAGUCGCACUGUUUUCCGGCGUACCAUAGGGGAUUAAGGCGUUGCAGACUGUACAAAAAGCGUG